CGAAUAGUUCCGAGUGAGCCCCGAAGCUUCCCGAAUAGAUACGAGUGAGCUCGAAGCUUCCACAAGCCGGAAGAACACAACAAGCGAGGAGGGGAUGGAGGUUGACUGUCAGCCUGAGGAGUCCCUCGUCUCUUCAUUUGAUGAGGACUGUGUCGCGCUUGGUGACGUCAAGGACAUGAGAUUGGAGGCAGAAGCAGUGGUCAAUGAUGUACUUUUUGCCGUCGCCGAAAUGCACGUGUCACAGAGUCUCAACAGUGCGUCCGAUGUGGCCCACAUAAACGUUGAAACCAGAGAGGGAAACCGGUACUGCCUGGAGCUCACAGAGGCAGGACUACGGGUGGUGGGCUAUGCCUUCAAUCACGUUGACGAGGAUUUGAGCACGCAGUAUCACGAGACUGUUUACUCGCUUCUGGACACGCUGAGUCCCGGGUACAGAGAAGCCUUCGGGAAUGCUCUGCUCCAGCGGCUGGAGAUGCUGAAGCAAAACGGACAAUAGAAGGAUCAAGUUGUGCGUCAAGUGGAAAAUAGUUAUUCAAGCUUACUAUGUGACAUUUACCUGUCUAUCUGCCACUUCAAAGAGGGGCCCGCUGCCCAAUCAGUUCUGCUUUCUUCUGAUUUUCAUACCAUCCAGUGAUGGUUAGUUUAGCGACUGCUUGGGAUUGGCUGUGCGGGGUCUGUUGCAACAUCGUGUUGUUGACUUCACUGUGGAAAAGAUCUUCCCGCUUCCAAGUGUUAUACCUCUGUAACUGUGAUUUCUGCACCUUUUGUACUUAUCAGAAUGAUCCGAGAAAGAAGCAGCAUGUUUUUAUAAAGUAUUCAUCCAGUUUCCAACCUUUGCCCUGCCUGUGCUAAAGCUCUGAACUUAUAACUGCUCAAAUAUAGAAACAAACUGGGUCAUGUUCAGCUAGUGUAAAAGAGCCAAAGCUCAAAUAUUUCAGUGUUACUCAUAGAAACUGCCUUAAUGACUGACUUUUGGUUAGAAAAGUACAAAAAAAAAAUCAUUUCCUAAUCGUUUAUUGACAAAGAUAAAAGGUAUUUUAUGGGGCUGUCGUGAAAGGUGGAUUCUUUUGUCUAAUCAUUUGUAAUAUGUUUUUCUGAGACUAAGCUGGUUCUGUAUGCAAUACCAAGUUUCAAUAUGUGUUUGGAUUCUGUUCUCGAUACUACUCAGUGCUGUGAAUCUCAAACUUGUUCUUUAAGGUGUUUCUGCAACAUCUUAUCCUUUCUGGGGUUGAGAAAUGUUUCUUUUUUUGUUGUGGUCUUGUCUUCAACCUUUUAAUUUGUUUUGUCAGGCUGCACAGCAUUUGUUGGCACUUUUAGAGCCGCUUUAAAAUGUUGGUUUAUUGUACAUGUCAUGUGACCUGGCUAUAAUCCAGAUACUUAAGUUCUACUGUUAUACUUGCUGCUGGCCUUUGCUCAGACCAAUAAAGUCUCAAAAUGUC
Messenger RNA from Labrus bergylta (ballan wrasse), 1439 nucleotides. RefSeq names its product gsk3b interacting protein (gene gskip). Gene Ontology annotation, biological process: regulation of canonical Wnt signaling pathway. Gene Ontology annotation, molecular function: protein kinase A binding; kinase regulator activity. The record is from RefSeq and is a predicted model, not a curated record. NCBI's taxonomy places the organism in Eukaryota, Metazoa, Chordata, Actinopteri, Labriformes, Labridae. Gene Ontology annotation, cellular component: cytoplasm.